GCCAGAACGAUACAACGUGGCUGUAUCCGUUAUCGCGUCGACUACUUGAACUUACGUAAAAUUUGAUGAUUUUCAAACAAUCAUUACGUAAAAUUAUAAAUUAUCAAUGUACUUAGCACGACGCGAUCGGUGUUGAUAUUUUUUAAACUAGAAUUUAAACGAGCAAAAAUUUUAAAUUCCAAUAAAAUUAUCACAGUUGUAUAAGCGAAAUGUGAAUUUUUGCAGAAUAAUUCGAAAUACCUAUGUACGUAAUUAUAACCCCCAAGAACAGAUUGAUGUGUUGAUUCGCAUCCAAACGUUCGCGCGACUUGAAAUUACGACCGAAUGAAAACCAUCAACGGAGUGUACACCUUUGCUGUCAUACUAUUACCAGUUGUACUUGCCUCCGUUAGCUGGGACGAUUGGUGGACAUACGACGGAAUUUCAGGUCCCGCAUUUUGGGGGUUAAUUAAUCCGGAGUGGAGUCUUUGCAGUAAAGGCAGACGACAAUCGCCAGUCAAUUUGGAACCAGAUAAAUUACUAUACGAUCCGAAUUUGAGACCGUUUCACGUCGAUAAAAGUCGGAUCAAUGGCGAAAUAAUAAACACCGGUCACAGCGUAAAAUUCAUUCCGGAAAGUAUAAACCGUUAUUCGAUUAACAUAACCGGAGGACCUUUAUCGUACAGAUACCAGUUUCAAGAAUUACAUUUACAUUUCGGAAUGCAAGAUAAAGUUGGCUCCGAGCAUACCAUCAACGGAUACGCUUUUCCUGCCGAGCUGCAAUUAUACGGUUAUAAUUCUCAGCUUUAUCGUAAUUUUACCGAUGCGAUAACACGGUCUCAAGGUGUGGUGGCUAUUUCACUGCUUAUACAGCUCGGCGACUUAUCAAAUCCGGAAUUGAGAAUACUCACGGAUCAAGUAGAGAAAUUAAAAUACCGAGGUAACAAGCUGGAAGUACGUCGUUUAUCAAUCGCCGAAUUAAUUCCAGAUACCGAGAGUUACAUAACGUACGAUGGCUCCACGACGAUGCCAGCAUGUCACGAGACAGUCACUUGGCUCAUAUUAAAUAAACCAAUUUACAUCACCAAACAACAGCUACACGCGUUACGGAAAUUACUUCAGAAUGAUACGAAAAAUCCUACGGCUCCUUUGGGCGAUAACUAUAGAUCAGCUCAACCAUUGUAUAACCGGUUACUGCGUACUAAUAUAGACUUCAAUCACGACAAAGAUGGUGAAGAUCACUGCCCUACGAUGAAAAAAGAAGUUUAUUAUAAAGCGAAUACAUGGGAGCGUCAUUGAAAGUGGCUGUGGUAUAAGAUGGCGUCGACUUCAUCUCUUAUCUUCCCAAUUGUCCUGUACUCUUUUAAUCAGUUUUGAAGAUACCUCGUGUUGCUGGUUGCUGCUCGUUCCAUAAUACGAAUAUUUUAAUCGAAUUUUCCAAACGAUUUGCCAAUCAUCAUAAAUAGUCACAGUGUUGCUUACGUUACAUGCAUCGAUUUUAUGAUCAUUUUUGAUCAUUUUGAAACGCCUUUCAAAAACAAUACCGUUGAUAAAAGUUAACUUUUGUCCUCUGUUGUCAGAGAAUUGCUCCAGAUACACACAUUUUUACUUCCUGUUAUAACUAAGUCUCGUCACUCCAUAAUUACUCGAACUAUCCUUAUUCAAUUCUACCCUCUGUUUAUUGAGCAUUUUCAUACAUUUCUGAAAUCAGAACAUGAUUCAGCUCAAUCAGCAUUUGGCACGGGGUAAUGCUCAGAAGGAUUGUCCAAAUUUACAAAAAAAAAAGUUUUGGUACCUGAAAGUAUAUUUUUGACAUUCCAGCUCACCAAUCCUUCCUUUCAGAGUUGACAUUGUCAGUGAAAAAAAUUCACCUACUCGUAGGAAACUUCAUGGCAUUCCCCAACAAGAGAAAAAUGAAAAUACACAAUCGAAGAUGGUCACCAAAAAUUGAAACUUUUCCAUCAUGGGCAAUCCUAAUAUACCUUGGCCUAGCUCCUUCAUCGCUCUAUUCUCCCCCUUUUCUCUCCCUCCUUUUAAAAAAUGAUUGUUUAGUGUAUUAUAAAUACGCUAUUACCUUAUAUUUGUUAAGUUUUUUAAAAUUUAUUUACGUAUUUAUUUAUUUGUAUAUUUAUGAUAAAUUAUCAUGUUAUUUAGCUGCGUUAUUGUGUUCCCUUAUCAAACAAUUUACUAUACAACAUACUAGCCCAUAAAUAUCUUGGAGUAGAUUUUUUUAAAUAGAUGUAUUGAUUAUACGCGAUUUGAACAAAAAAAAAUGAAGAAAAAUUAAUUGAAAAUCAAUUCGAAAAAAAAACAUAAACCGAAUUAUAUAAACUGUAUA
Molecule: messenger RNA, 2317 nt
Organism: Planococcus citri (citrus mealybug)
Lineage: Eukaryota; Metazoa; Arthropoda; Insecta; Hemiptera; Pseudococcidae
Gene: CARPB
Product: Carbonic anhydrase-related protein B
Exons: 11
Coding region: 325-1278 (317 amino acids)
Molecular function (GO): carbonate dehydratase activity; zinc ion binding
Source: RefSeq, a predicted model, not a curated record